AUGACAACAGAGAAGAGUUUAGCGGCUGAAGCCGAGAAUUCUCAGCACCAGCAACAGAAGGAAGAAGGCGAGGGAGCCACAAACUCAGGCCAACAAGAAAGUCAGCUGGAGGAGGCUUCCCAAGCGGCAGCAGCUGAGGGCAGUAAUCAGGGUGAGCAGAAGCUGAAAGCGUCCAAUGGGGACACUCCAACACAUGAAGACUUGACCAAGAACAAGGAGCGGACAUCAGAAAGCAGAGGCCUGUCGCGACUGCUCUCCUCAUUCCUCAAAAGGCCCAAGUCUCAGGUCUCUGAAGAAGAAGGCCGAGAAGUAGAGUCGGAGAGAGAGAAAGGCGAAGGAGAGCAAAAGGAGACAGAACUGGGAACCAGCCUUGAUGAAGACGUCAUUUUAAAAGCCCCCAUUGCAGCUCCUGAACCCGAGCUCAAAACAGACCCAUCUUUGGAUCUCCAUUCAUUAAGCAGUAUAGAAACACAGCCAGCUCAGGAGGAACACAGAGAGGAUCCAGAUUCGGAAACGAAGGAAGGAGAAGGGAUUGAGGAGUGCUCUGGAACGGAGGCAAAAGAGGACCCAGAAUCAAGAGCGGAGAGAGAGCCCGAGGCCUCCCAGAAGCCCAUCAGGAGACACAGGAACAUGCAUUGCAAGGUCUCCCUGUUGGACGACACAGUCUACGAAUGCGUUGUGGAGAAACAUGCUAAGGGACAAGACCUGCUUAAGCGAGUAUGUGAACACCUCAACCUGUUGGAAGAAGACUACUUUGGUUUAGCCGUGUGGGACAGCACAACCUCCAAGACAUGGCUGGAUUCUGCCAAAGAAAUAAAAAAGCAGGUUCGAGGUGUUCCUUGGAAUUUUACAUUUAAUGUGAAGUUUUAUCCACCUGACCCAGCACAGUUAACAGAAGACAUAACAAGGUACUACUUAUGUCUUCAGCUGCGGCAGGACAUCGUUGCUGGACGUCUGCCCUGUUCCUUUGCAACGUUAGCCCUCCUCGGGUCUUACACCGUGCAGUCGGAGCUGGGGGACUACGACCCAGAGCUCCACGGCGUGGAUUAUGUUAGCGACUUUAAACUGGCUCCAAAUCAGACCCGGGAGCUUGAAGAGAAGGUCAUGGAGUUGCAUAAAUCAUACAGGUCCAUGACUCCAGCUCAGGCUGACUUGGAAUUUCUUGAGAAUGCCAAAAAGUUGUCCAUGUAUGGAGUUGAUCUUCAUAAAGCAAAGGACUUGGAGGGAGUGGAUAUCAUCCUAGGAGUCUGCUCUAGUGGCCUUUUGGUUUACAAAGAUAAGUUGAGAAUUAACCGUUUCCCCUGGCCCAAAGUGCUAAAGAUUUCUUACAAACGUAGCAGCUUUUUCAUCAAGAUCCGGCCUGGAGAGCAAGAGCAUUAUGAAAGCACCAUUGGCUUCAAGCUUCCCAGCUAUCGAGCAGCUAAGAAACUGUGGAAAGUCUGUGUGGAGCACCACACGUUUUUCAGACUGACCUCUACAGACACCAUUCCCAAAAGCAAGUUCCUUGCCCUGGGAUCCAAAUUUCGAUACAGUGGCCGGACUCAAGCGCAGACCAGGCAAGCCAGUGCCCUGAUUGAUAGGCCUGCUCCACACUUUGAGCGGACAGCAAGCAAACGGGCAUCCAGGAGCCUCGAUGGAGCAGCAGCUGCCGAGUCCACAGACCGAAGCCCUCGGCCCACCUCUGCCCCAGCCAUUGCUCAGAGUCAGGUCACGGAAGGGCCAGGGGCACCUGCCAAGAAAGCACCAAAGGAAGCCGUGAAGGUUGAAGAGAAGCGGGGAGAAGAGCCAGCUGAGCCCGAGCCCGAGCCCACAGAAGCUUGGAAGGUGGAAAAACCCCACACCGAGGUCACAGUACCUACCUCAAAUGGUGACCAAGCUCAGAAGCUUGCAGAAAAAGGUGAAGAUCUGAUAAGAAUGAGGAAGAAAAAGAGAGAGAGACUAGAUGGUGAAAACAUUUAUAUCAGACAUAGCAAUUUAAUGUUGGAGGAUUUAGACAAGAGUCAAGAAGAGAUCAAGAAACAUCACGCCAGCAUCAGUGAACUGAAAAAGAACUUUAUGGAGUCAGUACCCGAACCACGGCCCAGCGAGUGGGACAAGCGCUUGUCCACACACUCACCCUUCCGGACUCUUAACAUCAACGGGCAAGUCCCUACCGGAGAUGGAGUGAAGAAAACUUCUAUCCUCCCCUCGGAGAGAAAGUCCCCUAGCUACUUUUCCCCUGAUACAUAUCACUUAGGGGUGUGCAAAGAACCCGUGUUCAGCUUCCAGACUGACCAGAGAAGGCUGGCUCAACUGAAGGAACUCAGAGCCAAGUUUUUCCUCUCAUAGAUGCCAUCCGCCUUGACCGCGGAGAGCAGAAUACAGAGAUGCAGGGGAGAAAGUCCAAGUUAGCCAACUGGGGAGCAGGGGGAGACUUCCUUAAAAGUUAUCAAAAGUAUUUGCUAAGUAUAUAAACCUUCCUGAGGACCAUAACCCUUUCAGUCAGGAUUCCCAGGCUGUGCGAUCACUGAGGUCUUUGGGGGAUGUAUUUGCCUCUCUUCUUCUUCUCUGUUGCUGCCCCCACUCCAGGGUAGACCCUGGAGACACAUUAUAAAAUUUAUAAUUUUGUUCUUAUCUUGCAGUCUUUACUGCUUCUGUUCCACUGAGCAAAAUCUAAUUCUCAUACUGAACUAUUGCAGUUAGAGUUGUUUUUGAAGAGAUAUGAAAAUAUGCUCUUUAUAUUCUGCCAUUCUGUUUGUUAGUAAAAGUAAUAACUUCAUUCACGACAAGCAGAACGGUUCUUUAUUGACAUUGUCUGAUCCAUAGACGAUUGGCAGCAUCAAAGCAAUUAAACGACCUGAAUGUGUAGGGAAAACACUCAGGCACGAAUACCCUCACCAAGACAGUAAGCGACAGAGUGAAGGGAAGCCCGGGACCGCUUGAACUUCCAAGUGUUCCAACACUGGUUUAAUCCAAACAGUAAAUUUUAAUUUAAUCACAUAGUUGAACCUGCAGGGUAAAUUGGCCAAAGUAGAGAGAGGAGCUAAACACCAAGAGCACCCAGACGACUUCCCACACCUUUGCACAUCCCCAAGUAUCACUCAAGCAUUUUCCAUCUGUCAUUUUGUUCAUCUCUCUGUCUUUCUUGAUCUUCUACUGUGAAAGCAGACACAGGAACGUGCUCUGUUAGUACAGGGUGAAGAGAGCAGUAAAAGGCCAGAGAGACCAACUGAAAGAACCUUGCCCCAGCGAGAAAAUGAAGAGAUUGCUCCCAAGGUUUCUAUUCCAAUCCCUGAGGAACACAAGGCUCUCAAAAAGUGCCGCCUCUACUCUAGUGCUUUCCCGUCGCCUCGCAUUCCUUUCAUGAUGUCUUUUCUCCUGGUCCUUGCCCUGGCUGUUUGGUGGCUGAUCUUUCUGUGACUGGAAAACAGGGUGCUCAAGACUAAAACCACUCAACUCUGUCUCUGGCUUCAGAUGUGUAAUUACCUACGUCACGCCUCGGACCCUGAGCGUCACUGUCAUAGGGACCUCCGGAGGCCGUUUUUCUUGUCAGUAAUAAAAUGUGAAUCUCUGGAGAGUCUACAUUGUGAGGAAAAAGGAGUAGCAAUGGAUUGGCCCACCAGUACUCCUGCCCCAAAGUCAACUCGUUAGGCAAAUCAAAUGGAGGUGCAUGGCAGGUGGUACCCCAAAGCUACCGUGCAUGCUCUUACUGUUGACCUGUUCUGUCCUCUGCUCAGUGUCUCACACAGACUGGGACACCCUGAACAAAUGUGAUGGACUGUCUCCCAGUCUUCUAUAGCCAUUAUUGUGGCAUGGGCUCUGUAGUUUAAGAAGAAAUUCAACUUCCCAACCUUGAAAAAGCCUUAAAAUCAAAGUUUUAAUCCAAAAAUCCAUAACCACUCCUUUUCUUAGAGUGUCUAAUCAGUACAUGCAAAGGCCUUUUCUUGAAGGGGCUUUGACACCUGUGGCCUUUUCGUUAGUGUUUAUGAACUGAAUGGAACAGGCAGCUUUAUUCUGCCUGGUGUGUAGAAGAAUCAUGCAGAGGUUAAAUGCUGUCUUUUAAAUGCACAGAGAGUUGAUGUAGUUUAGGAAAAUGGUGCUGGUGUCCCUUGGCCUCUAGCCAGGGUGGAAAAUUUCAGACUACCUACCUUUAAAAGUCCUAGAGUACAGAUUAACUCGAGAUCUGUUAUGUAAACACACUUUUCUCUAAAUUGAAAUAUUGUUAUUUCCUUGUGGCAUAAGUAAUUAUUGCUAGAAGCAAUAUUUAACUGUUAUAAUAAGCUUAAAUGAUACUUUGUUUCCUUGUACUUCAAACCUAUUCUCCCACUUGUGUUAAAAUCUAUUGUUUCUAAUCAGCUGCCUUGAAUCUAAGCUUUCACUGUGACUUGUGUCCAGUUUGCAUGUUGAUUACGAGGCUUUCCUGAUGUAGAGGUGAGCACGCCUUCCUCAGAGCUCCAUUCGGAUGCUAAACUGGUGGUUUCUCACCUUACUAUAUUAACCUUGCAUGUUGUCGCUUGCUUCCCGCGGCACCUGAAAGCAUCCAUCUGGAUGAGUUGUUAACGUCUCAAACACUAGUCUAGACUCUGAGUUCGUAGAGUCAUCGCGUUGAGACUCUAUCUUUUAUUUUAUUUCUUAGUGCUUUUUGCUCAAUGAAAUUUCUAAAGAUGGUUUUUGCCUUUGAAGAGGGGGAGGGAGAGAGAGAGUUAAAAAAAAAAAAAAAGGUAAAACCAAGAAUUUUGUUGUUGUUCUUCAGAGCUCGGUAGUAUUGAUCUGUUGUCUUGACAGAUAGGAUUGUCUGAUAUUUACUGAAAACUGCUACGGUGUACUCCACCAUCAUUGGACUUAGGGAAAAAACUGGAAAAAAAAAAAAAAAAAGCAAGGACCAGGCUAGAUUUAGAAAAAGAAAUGUGAUAUGUAUGGUUUGUGUAACAAGUUAUGUCUAUUUAUAACAAACAUUUUUUAAGUAGACAUAUUUACUGCUCCACUCGUAAGGAAACGGAUGGCAAAGCCCUCUGAGGUACUGAAGAGCUGCUUUGCAAGGUAGACCGUGGCAGGCGUGAGGACGCCUCUUUAUCUGUGAAACAGAUGUAAGAUUUCCUUAAUGGAGUAACAACUGCAACUAGCAUUGAUUAUGUUCUUGUAAGUUUUUUUUUAGGAAUUAAAAAUUAAUCUCAAAAUUUUAUCAGUACUUUUGUAACUUUCAGAUUAUAUUUCCUACAGUUCCAGUUUUCAUCGUUGUACACAACUUUUUAUUAAUUACUGUAAACGUCACCCUGAAUUUUAUUUCCUUUUAUAUUGGAAUUAUUUCAAAUCCAUUAAAAGUUUAGCGUGAGCCAAUGGUAACUGUUGAGCGUUCUGAAGUGAUCUUUGCUAACAAAGAAGUCACUUCCUAUCAGUAAAGCUGCCCACAGGUGGAUGCCAAGUCCUUGUAUUGAACAAAGCUGAUGAACAUGGGCUCAAAAGAUAAAUGUCAUAGUUAUCGGAGGACAAACAAAGCUGUUCCGCCCUGUGUGAGCUCCCGUUAAUGGCGCCAACACAAGAGGCCACAGACAGCAUCUCUUCUCUCCCCUACUUCACCCCAUUCUCAGCACCACGGGCGUUCCACUUUACCCUGGACCAGCUUCUCGAUGGCAGGUCCAGAAGUAGUUUGGUCUAAGGAUAUUGACACGGACCUGUGUCAAGUGUUGGAGUUUUUGCCUUGUUUUCCCGCCAAUCAUUUCCAGAUUGAAUUGUGGAGGUCUUAACUAUCUGGUGCCCGUAUUUCCACCUAGUUCCUUACGGACAAACCUACCUCAUGAGAACGACUCUGCACCCUGUUUCAGGAAGCGAUGGUGUUCAGCCUCGGCCCCUGAGGAGCUAGGAAGAUAGACUCUUUUUAAAAAGCAGACGCGUGAACCUCUUGAGAUUCUUCUUGAAGUGAGCAAACAGCCCUGUUUAGAUCUGUCUGCUCCUGGCUGAUAUUUGACAAAGCACUUAAAACUAGUAAAGUUAAAAAUGCUUUUCCAAACGUAUUCAGCUCCUAAUGAAUUCAGACGGUGUUCUUUGAGCAGAGCGUACUUGGGAAGAAGCCCAGCUUCUAUAUUUUAGAAUUUUUUUUUUUAGCUGUUUGCUUAUCGCUAGCAUUCGUAGUAUGAAGUAGAUUCCGUUUGCAGGUUUUACACCUUUGUUUACAUGGUUAGUGAGAACUUUAAGGAGGGGACUGACUGCUGAUCAAGAGUAGACUAGAAUCACCUGAACUGACUGUCCUGCUGUCAUUGGAGAACCCGGGGGCUUCCUUAGCCACUUCCGUGGUGGUUUCUAUGGUAAACCCACGAGGUACUCUUUAUCAUUGAGGCUCAGUUACUUUUAGGGGUUAUCACCAGCAAGAAUGUUUGCCUACACUUCACCCAGUGGUCAUUACCUAAAAAGAGGGAAACAAGAUGAACUUCUGUCUCACUGUUGCUUCCUUGAGGAACUCUGCAGAGCCGCCUUCCUUCCCCUUUAAGCUUCAUACAGAUGAUGAAGUCCUGACCCUCACAACUCUACAUGGGAACCUCCCCUUCUCAUUACACCUAAUACUCACUCCCUGCUCUUUGUGACCUUGACACCAGAACCAGAGACAACUCCUGCUGUCACCUCUCCUGCCUUAGGAUCCCCUUGUACUGGAGCAGAUUGAGACGCCCACUGAUGCUGGGCUGGGAAAAGGCAGCUGGAUGGUUAUGAAGGUCUGUUCUUGUGGUGAGGAAGCCUCUGGAGUUAGGCUAGGACAGGACAGCAGUAGCUAUGACCGUCAGGGUUAAAUUUAGGGGAUUUUAUUUGGUAAAUAAAAUUCCUAUCACCAGUGUUCAUUAUUUUCACAGGUCAGAAAUGCAGGCUAAAAAUGAACUUGUUGGAACAUUUUUUCCUCAUUUUUCGUGACUUGGUGGUUAUAGUAUUCUUCCUUUACCAUGGUUACAAUCCUCUUUGGGGUAAUCAGUAGAUAAGCCUAAGAUUAAAAAGAAGGAAAAACAAAAUCCCAGCUAUCCUUUCUGGUCCCUAAAUUGACAGAAGCAGUUGGCUUCUCGUUUCAUUCCCUGCUCUCUUCAAGAAAAGGGUUAUAGCUCAGUUAUGGAGAGUGUGUUUAGUAUGCAUGAGGCCCUGGUUGAUCCCCAGCAUGAGGAGAACUGGGAGGAGGUGCGGAGUAGGAGCAGGGGAACAUGGUUACUUCCUGCACACUGCAAGGAUGCAGGAAUAGCACCCCUGAUGCUCGAGUCUGACAAGAUCUUAAGUCUUUCACUCUGGUACAAUGUCACUUAGAGAUUUAGGAGCUGGCAUGGCAGCUUGUGCUUCAGUACCUCCCAAGAGAGAUGAUCGUGUUGUCUGGGCAGCCAAGCAUUUGUGUAAUUCACUCUUCUACGAAGCCGGGUGCUUCUCUAUUGCUUCGCCUGUCGGUCUUGAGUGCAGGGAUUGUAUUGAGUUGGGUGUGGUUGUGCAGAACCGGGAAUGCUGACGAGGGGAAUCGGAAUGAAAUCAGAGGAGACUGAGGCAGGAGAGCCAGUUGAAGCCAGACUAGAUUACACUCUGAAGACCGUGUUUCAAAAAGGAAAGAGAACAAAAUCUCUGACCUCUUCAUGAAACUUGUUAAAUUAAAGGCAGCUCUCUCUCUCUCUCGUGGAGUUGAUCUUAGUUCUUAGCCUUUGAGGACUGCUGUCUGUAUCCACGGCGAGGCUUUGUUUGCCGUCCAUCACGUGGUUCCCAGGUACGCCCUUGCCUUGUAUAUAACAAAUAAUCAAUGUGUGAACUCAGUUACUAAUAACGGAUGGGAACGGAUAAGCUCUAGCUUUGACGUGGACUCUCUUGUACUGAGAUACAUUUGAUCACUAUAUGCCUCAUCUGUAAGUGCAAGCAGCCACGAAACCCUUGUGCAGAGCAGCUUUUCUUGUUAAGUGUCUGCAGUCCCUGCUUUACUUAAAGGACCUCAGGUUGGACGCCACUGUGGUAAAUGCUGGUCUCUCUUGUUAACAUCUUGGAAUUUGGUUUGGUUUUCGUUCAUCAUAGCUAUUGAUCAACUAUUUUCACUCCAGAAUAUAUUAUCAAGACUGGCAUACGUGUUCAUAUGUUUAAGUUCGUCUUGGAGUAUGAUGUCAUUGACAGAAUGUCUGUUUAUCUGAAAUACAUCGCUGACAUCAA
Messenger RNA from Rattus rattus (black rat), 8127 nucleotides. RefSeq names its product erythrocyte membrane protein band 4.1 (gene Epb41). Gene Ontology annotation, molecular function: actin binding; structural molecule activity. The transcript has 17 exons. Gene Ontology annotation, cellular component: plasma membrane; cytoskeleton. NCBI's taxonomy places the organism in Eukaryota, Metazoa, Chordata, Mammalia, Rodentia, Muridae. Gene Ontology annotation, biological process: cortical actin cytoskeleton organization. The coding region runs from base 1 to 2328 and encodes 775 amino acids. The record is from RefSeq and is a predicted model, not a curated record.